Messenger RNA from Xyrichtys novacula (pearly razorfish), 841 nucleotides. Lineage: Eukaryota; Metazoa; Chordata; Actinopteri; Labriformes; Labridae. The record is from the annotation of a GenBank genome assembly.
AUGGCCAGCCAAAGACAUGAGAGAGCUCACAGACUGAAGGAGGAGGUCAGCUGCAUGCUGGUUGGUGAUGGAGCUGUGGGGAAGACCAGCAUGAUCAUCAGUUACAUCUUCAAUGGAUACAGCAGCAAGUACUUGCAGACAGCAUUUGAUGUUUUCACUGGUGAGUUACAGUUGCACUGUAGAGUUUGAUGGCUUAUGAUCUUAGCAUAAAACUGAUGUCUGCUUCUUAAUUUUUAGGUUUGGUGCAUGUAAAUGGAUUUCCAACCCGAAUCAAGCUGAUUGACACUGCAGGACAGGUCAGUUUGCCAUGACACCUUAAGAUUUUCUUUAACAGAUUAGUUUUAAUUGCUCGCCCUUCAUUUCUGUCUUUUCUUUAAUUUUCCAGGAUGAGUUUGGCCAUCUCCGCUCUCUGUGCUACGCCCAUGUGGAUGUCUUCAUCCUCUGCUUCAGCUUGAUCAACCCUGUCUCCUUUAACAACAUUACCUCUAAAUGGAUCCCACAGAUCCGAGCAGGAAACCAAACCUCUCCCAUCAUUCUGGUAGGGACCCAGUCGGACCUUUGUCACAAUGUGGAAGUCCUCAUUUAUCUGGACCAGUUCAUGAGAGCCAAACCGGUACGCUCUAGCAGGGCCAGGAGGCUGGCACGCAGGAUCCGAGCUCAGGACUAUAUGGAGUGUUCAGCUCUAACACAACAUAACCUCAAAGCUGUGUUUGAUUCUGCAAUAACUGCUGCUAUCAGACACAAGCACACUGGUGGAGCAAAAUCUAAAGAGCUCAGCCCCCUGAAGCGCUUGAAGAGUUUUUGUGGUUCUGGAUGGAGGAAAAUCUUUUAUUUUAUCUGA